This is a messenger RNA of Scylla paramamosain (green mud crab), 1958 nucleotides long. RefSeq lists its product as uncharacterized. Lineage: Eukaryota; Metazoa; Arthropoda; Malacostraca; Decapoda; Portunidae. Bases 927 to 1895 code for a protein of 322 amino acids. Gene Ontology annotation, cellular component: membrane. The record is from RefSeq and is a predicted model, not a curated record. The transcript has 4 exons. Gene Ontology annotation, biological process: sensory perception of taste.
UGCCACAAACUUCCAUUACUGAUGAAUGUCACACUUAUGUAAUCGUUAAUACAUCUUCACACACAAACUUGAACACAUGAGCGUCAUAACAUUAUUUAUUUUCAUCCCGCACAACACACUCUUCCUUACCAGUUUUGAGAUUCAUAAGUAAUUCUUUCCAUAUGUUAUGAAGAUUCCAUAUGUAGGUCUUGGUUCCUUAGAUAUACGUGGAUUCUCAUAUUAAAAGUACACAAGUGCAUUCCAGAUUGUCAUCCUUCAUGUUCAGGGACGCGCCAGAGUGCUGCUGAGGGCGAGGGAGUGUCUGCCUGUUCGUUCAAAGCAUCGAAGUUUUCCUCCUACGAUGGUGAUAAUUCCCUUUGCCGAGAAGUGAGUCUUUUUUCGUGUUUGUGUGUGUGUGUGUGUGUGUGUGUGUGUGUGUGUGGUGCGUAUGUGUGUUUUGUGUGUCACUGAGUCACUGAAUCAGCGGAGAUAUGAUGCAUAGAGAGGCAUAGGCUUUACGUGCCUUCCAUUCCUGUCUCCAGUAUCGUAGGUAACCCUCUUCCUUAGACAUGCUCGAGAGGUGGCUUGGGACGGUGAGGAGCAUGGGCGGCACCGGACCAGGCAGCAGGCAGGGGUUGUGUUUGCAGUGGAGUGGGCGGGGGUGCUUCUGGGGCUGCUGCCUUUGGGGUGGCGCGAGGCCCGCUGGUCGCUGCCCAGGAAGAUCGUUGCCCUCACCGCCUCGGGCAUCACAUUUGCCCUCAACUUCGCCUUCGUCUUUAUUUACUUGGGCAAGUUUAUCUUUAGUCUUUAUCUUCAUAAUAAUGUUUGUGUGUCUAGAAAAGAACAUCCACACACGCACUCAUAUAUUGUAAGCGCACAUUGAAAAGUGGAAAUUGACAUCGUCCUCUUUGCUUUCAGAAUUAUAUAUACAAGUGACUGCCGAGCAUAUGAACCUAAUGAUGUACAUCUUGUGUGUGCUCAUGUACGCAUUCCUCUUACUGUUGCCCUUCAUCAUGCUGCUGUUCCUGUGGGCAAAGUCUUCCAGCAUCACACGGCUCCUCGCUGUUAUCAGAGACGACAUGCUCGCUAGGAGGAAGUGCUCAUUGUAUCCGAUUUUGAUAUUUUUAUACGGUUUUGUUGAGUAUUUGACAUGCUCUUUUUAUCGAUAUCUAUGGUUCGGAGGUAUGCCAUAUACAUCUGCUGCCUAUAAGAUGGCAGUCUGGUACACAGUGCUCUCUCUGUCUUUCAUCUGCACCUUUCCCUUGUUGCUGGCGCUGACUGGCGGCUACGUUCUCAGCGCCGCUCUUAAACGCACCAACGACGAACUGCAGCAACUCAAGUCCCAGCCUCCAGUGGCUCCCAUGCAGCAGGCAUUUCGAGUACUCCGUGGUCGCUACGUCUGCCUGCGUCGCUUCCACCAGCAGAUGGCAGACCCCCUUUGCUUUCCAAUACUGAUCUGGUCCCUUGAGAAACUUCUUGUUAUAAUGUUCAAUGUUUUUUAUGUUAUCGAUAGCUAUAAGAAAACGGAUCUUUACAUGAACAUUUCGAUAAUCAGCUUGACUCUGGGAUAUAUGGUGUCCUUGUAUGUGUUUACCUCCUUUGCUGAUCAUAUCACACUUCAGGCCGCGGCGCCGCAAAGCAUCCUGCUUGAUGCAGACGUGGCCACCGAGCCUGAGAAGACUGAUCCUGACGUCGAGACGCAGGUGGCGAGACUCCUGAAGGUCUGCGAGAGGCCGCUAGUCAUCCGUCCCUGCGGCCUGUACACUGUGUCCCGCUCCAAUCUACUGGCGAUUCUCUUAACGGUCUCGACCUACGCGGUGGUGCUGCUGCAGUUCAACGCGGAGGACCUUGCAUCUGGAACACUGCCGUUGCCGGGAAACUGCAGCUGUCCUUAUCCUGAUGGUUCUCUGCAUUGAUGGACCCAUGGUCACUGCUUCCCUUCUGUGGCCGUCCUCCAUUUAAUAGUGACUUAUAGUUGU